Molecule: messenger RNA, 3408 nt
Organism: Nilaparvata lugens (brown planthopper)
Lineage: Eukaryota; Metazoa; Arthropoda; Insecta; Hemiptera; Delphacidae
Product: RNA polymerase II-associated protein 1
Exons: 24
Coding region: 149-3361 (1070 amino acids)
Biological process (GO): transcription by RNA polymerase II
Cellular component (GO): nucleus
Source: RefSeq, a predicted model, not a curated record
ACUCUGGAAAAUGUGUAAAUUCCAGGUUAGAUAGAAUGACAGAAUUAUUUUACUUGAAUUCUUAAAAACGAGUUCUGAUUAGUAUAAAUACUAUAUAUUAUAUUCUCUUUGAUGCCUCAUUUUUCCUGCUAGGUCUAUUACAAACAAAAUGGCAUCGGCCAACAGACCUCCAAGUUUGUUUGCCCAGAGGAUGAAAGAAGCCAAAGAAUCCAAGAGGAAGGGAGGUUCAUCUCUUCACGAGCACUGUCAAGAAGUUCCUGUAAACUGCCGGACAACAGCAUUUGGUGAGGCUAGUAGAAUAGUUGAGGGACCAGAGGCUAGUGCUAUUCAUAGGGAGAAUGUGGAAAGAUUGGCUGGCAUGUCUGAGCAGGAAAUAACAGAGGAACGAAAUAAGCUGUUAACUGAAAUGAAUCCUGGCUUGAUAGCAUUUUUGAAAGCAAGAAGAAGCAAAGGAUCACCUGAUACAACCAAUUCAACGUCGUCAAACUCACAAACUUGUUCAUCGACAAACUCUGGAAAAACUGUCUGUUUUGAUUUGAAGCCUGAAUCCUCCAAUGGAAGUGAAGCUAUGGAGACUGAAGAGUCAGUACCAGCUGAAGUGAACCAGUUAGCAACAAAGUGGCCCAACAUGGGCAAUGUAGAAAAGGAGAAGUUUGAUUGGAUGUCAGAACUUCCCAAGCCUGAACCUCCCCCUCCAGACCAACCUUUCAAUGCUCGCUUCGAUUUCAAUGGUACCCUCCUACCAUACUCAGAUGAAAAGCUUGAUGAUGUAAGGAAAGGAUUGCAUCAUCACGGUGAGGAGCCAGAGAGACCCGGUUAUACCCUACAAGAACUUAUUCAGCUGAGUCGAUCUUCAGUCUUACAACAGAGAAUUAUUGCUCUAAAUACUCUCUCCAAUGUAAUCGAAAAGGCCAAUAUUUACUCAGAAUGCUUGGACAGGCCUCUUCUUCCAUUGCUUUUGGAUGCUGAUAUCUUUUUGCUGCUGAGGUUUUCAUUGGAUGAUGCAUCCAGGCCCAUAGUGACUACUUCACUUGCUGCACUUUGUAACCUUAUAGUCAAUCAUUGUGAUGAGGCUUGCCUUGACAGUUUGCUCGGGUGUAAUGGAGGACUUUGGCAGCCAUCAUUUAAAAUUAACAUUGAUAUGAAACGGGAUGAGCAGGCUGAACUCAAAGAUAUGCAAAUACUGAAACUGGACGUUAUAAAAGGAGCACUGAGGACACUGAUUUUGUCUCGAUUCAGGUAUAUUCUCGUUAAAAUGCAGCCAGAAUCGGUGGAGGUGGUGCAAAUUUUGAAAUGUUUGAUCAGAAUAGCAAGGCACUCACAUGAGUCAGCCUAUGCUAUUAUCAUUUGCCCUGGUCUGAUGGACGCCGUCAGCUCAUUGCUGAACUUCCAACAGCAUAAGUAUUACUACCCUGAUGCAUUAAAAUUGUUCAGAGUGAUAGCGUGUCAUUCAGAGAGUAUGGCGUGCACGAUUUUGGAGAAAUUCGAUACUAUGAGCAUAGUUCUGCAGUGUCUAGCGGGUGAUAGAGCAGAAGGCCAACCAGAGGCAUUACGGCUGAUGUUGGAAAGUUUUUAUUUAUGGCAAACUUUCCUGACUUACAAUAUGGCUACUGAUUUCAUCCCAUCAGCGAUUCCCAUAAUAGCGAAGCUACUUUUCGUACAUAUUGAUCACAUCAAUGCAGAAAGCUCUUUCGGAGACUUGGAACAUGCUGCAGCUCUUCAAUCCACAAUGACCACAGCCUCUAGAGUAGCCUAUGCCAAAUCUGAGAGUCUUUCACAACCUCUCAUGCAAGCGGCUAUGAGUUGGAUAUCUCUAACAAUUUCUAUGGAAACGCCAAAUAGAUCAAUGUGCAAGCUAGCUGGAGCUGCCUUCAAUUUCCUGGCAGUCAUGAAAAUGGAGAGGUCAACAGAACUAGAGACUCGCCUGAAAAAUUAUCUUCAUAGUAGUCGUUUCACAAAGGCUUUAAUAAAUUUUCGGAAACAUUGUUGGUUGGUGAAUGAGAGCGAUAAAGUGAGCAGCCCAGAAAAUCUCCCCAGUUUGUCUGCUUUUCCACUGUGUUUGAAAAAGGAAUGCUCGCAACCACUCAUAGAAGGAUUGGCUCACUAUGUGCUAGCUUAUAAUAACAAUGAGCUGUCUGAUCUGUUCCUGAAAAAUGAAGAAUGGAAUACUUAUCUACAAGAAUUCAUUAACAGGGAUAGAAUUCCUGAAGCAGCAUCUCACUGGUACGCCAGACAAGAAAUAAAACUCCUUUGCUGUAUUCUUCUCAUCAAUGUUCACUGCCAGACUAUCGAUACAAAAUUAUUCUACCGUGCAUCCAUUAUUCUUACGACCAUCGUACACAAUGAUGAGAGAGCUCUGUUGAAACAAGUGUUCGACAAAAUUGUUUUCAGACAUCCAUUCGAUAGGGUGGAUGAUGUUUCCUUGUCCCUCAAAGUGAAAUUGUCCAUUGAAAGUGAUAGCCAAGAAAAUAAUUCAAGUAGCAAUUUACUACUGGAAGCAAUCAAUAAUUUGUCGUCAAUUAAAGAAUGUUACGUGUCUAUACUUGGACUCCUACCAGAUCCUAGCAAUUCGCUGACGCCAUUAUCAUUGACAUCGAUUGAAAAAGGCUGUGAACCUGCUCUCCCGUCCGACUGGCAAUUUUUACCGAUUCUUCACCUGUACAACACUGAAGGGAAAGGAAAUGAUGCUAAAUCAGUUGCAAUCUGCAGUCUUCAAUGGCUUCUGAUUCUGGAAAACUUCCACCCUGAAUUUUCCUCUAUCACCCCAAUAACAGCUCGAUUUUCAAGAGUUUGCUGCUUAUUAUUAGCAGGUGACCUAUUCUGUGACGUUGAAUAUUUAUUGAUUGAAAUUCUACGAGUUUUAGUGCGGUACAGGCAUGAACUCGAUUUUGAAAGUACUGUCCCAGGAUUGAACAAUUUCUAUGAUUUCUAUCGUCAGCUAGUCGACCAUUACGUCGGAGUGUCUUAUGGCAAUCACACAUUUGGCCAAUACUUGCUGCUGCCUCUGCAACAGAGACAUGAUAGCAGAUUUCGCAAGCUGGUCUGGAGCGAGCAGGCUCCUCUCAUAAGAGUUCUCAAUACACCAGUCGAGAAGUUGGUGUUUCCUAUUGGAGAAUUCUUUGAGCCACUUGAAUCUGAUCUUCAUUUGCUCGGAAUUUAUUUCAGAUUUAUUGCACAAGGUCUAAUAAGGCCGCAGUGGAAUCCAGUAUUAUACAGAGUAGCAGUGCACCAUGUAUCUACCUUCAUCAAGACCAAACCAAUGCAUGGAUUUUCAAAGAGUGUUUUACAGAAAAUUGAAUCUCUUCAUAAUGAGGAACUGAGAAGAUUACUUGUGGAAAAUCCAGUAGAUUCAACUUCUUAAACACGAGAAAACGUUUUGUAUUUUGUAAUAAAUAAUUAUUAAAAUUU